This is a messenger RNA of Cottoperca gobio, 1701 nucleotides long. Its product is annotated as olfactory receptor 2AK2-like. Gene Ontology annotation, cellular component: membrane. Gene Ontology annotation, biological process: detection of chemical stimulus involved in sensory perception of smell; G protein-coupled receptor signaling pathway. The record is from RefSeq and is a predicted model, not a curated record. Gene Ontology annotation, molecular function: G protein-coupled receptor activity; olfactory receptor activity; odorant binding. NCBI's taxonomy places the organism in Eukaryota, Metazoa, Chordata, Actinopteri, Perciformes, Bovichtidae.
AUGGCAUUGGCCCAGUUACUGUACCUGCUGGCUGCUUGUAGAGUAACGCUGACAUAUCCUGUGUGUGGUGUUCUUGUCCUACUCGCUGAUCUAACAUUUGUAAUCUCUACUCUCACGCUGGUGGUGAUGUCUCUGGAGAGAUAUGUAGCUGUGUGCUACCCACUGAGGCACUCUACCAUCAUUACCAUCAGAAACACAGCAGUGGCUAUCAUUGUGGUUUGGGCCUUCAGUUCACUAAACAUCAUAACGCAGGUUAUUUUACUGUUAGAUUUUCCAUUUAAAGACCUGGAGAGCCUGCAGAUGAAAGACUUGUGUGCUAAAGAAAACAUGUUUCAUAGGUCUGAUGAUUAUGACAAAGCCUACACUCUUGUGUUGUUUGUAUCAGCUAGUGUGGCAAUAAUUUCCUCUUAUAUACGUGUGAUGAUAGCAGCCAGGUCAGCCGCCACAGACAAAGCUUCAGCUCGUAAGGCUCGUAACACCCUGCUGCUGCAUCUGGUGCAGCUGGGCCUCAGUCUGUCUGCAACUAUGCACAACCCCUUGCUCAUAGCUAUCUCGAAGGUCCUAAACAGGAUUGUAUUUGUGCGCAUUCGGAUUGUUGUUUAUGUGUUUAUUAACAUCUUUCCCAGAUGUCUGAGUGCUCUGAUCUAUGGCAUCAGAGACCAGACCAUCAGACCCAUCCUCUUAUACUAUCUAUGCUGUCGCCUGAAACUCUCAGUCAUCACCGCCAGGGCUAAAUCUAUCAUGUCAGCUCAGACCAACUUCACUGUUGGACAGCGGACACGGGGAAUACUGGAAAUUGUGUUGUUUUCUGCUCCAAUUACAGUGCCAUGCUGUGUGUUUCUCUUCAUUAAUGGAACCAUGUUAUUCACCUUGAGGAGUAAAACGGUGUUUCGUGAAACCUCCCGAUACAUUCUUCUGUUUAACCUCCUUUCAGCAGACACUGUACAGAUGGCACUGAGCCAGUUACUGUACCUGCUGGCUGCUUGUAGAGUAACGCUGACAUAUCCUGUGUGUGGUGUUCUUGCCAUGCUCGCUGAUCUAACAGGUGUAAUCUCUCCUCUCACGCUGGUGGUGAUGUCUCUGGAGAGAUAUGUAGCUGUGUGCUACCCACUGAGGCACUCUACCAUCGUUACCAUCAGAAACACAGCAGUGGCUAUUAUUGUGGUUUGGGCCUUCAGUUCACUAAAUAUCCUCGCACAAGUUAUUUUAAUGUUAGAUUUUCCAUUUAAAGACCUGGAGAGCCUGCAGAUGAAACGUUUUUGUGCUAAAGAAAACAUUGUGCUUGGCCCAAGGUCUGAUGAUUAUGACAAAGCCUACACUCUUGUGUUGUUUGUAUCAGCUAGUGUGGCAAUAAUUUCCUCCUUUAUUGGUGUGAUGAUAGCAGCCAGGUCAGCCUCCACAGACAAAGCUUCAGCUCGUAAGGCUCGUAACACCCUGCUGCUGCAUCUGGUGCAGCUGGGCCUCAGUCUGUCUUCAACUAUACAGAACCCCUUGCUUAUCGCCAUCUCAAAAAUUACUGACAGAAUAACCAUCUUGCGCAUCCAGAGUAUUCUUUAUGUGUUUGUUAUUCUUUUUCCCAGAUGUCUGAGCACUCUCAUCUAUGGCAUCAGAGACAAGACCCUCAGAUCCAUCCUUGUGCACCGUCUAUGUUGUCAACUUAAACUGCCCAUCAUCCCUGCCAAGGCUGAGGUCUCACAUUGA